AUGCCUCGCUCUGUGCCUCAAGUGAGCUCUGCCUCGCGCGAGCAGAAUGAAGACGACGCCGAACUCCCCGCGCUGUCGUCCCGCACCGCGCCCCCUUCUCCAACUGCAUACCGCCGUUCCCAAAGCUACCUCUCCGAGCCGCACACCGGCUACCAGUCCCUCGAGUCGCAUUUUGAAGUUGGUGAGACCACCAGUUUGCUGGGAGGUGAGUCUCAGCGCCAAGCACCUCGGCGGUCCUAUACCAGCACAUCCGGUGUAUCGGGCCCGGAUUCUCUCCGCUAUCUGUUGACGGCAGGAAGUCUGCGUCGCACUGCCCAUCACAGCCGGACAAACUCCCAGGCGAAACGGUUCAGCCGCCGGGGAAGUUUAGGCGAGGGUGCGCAGACGCAACAGCAGAGCCGGCCGCCCUCGACCAAAGAUGGACUGACCGCUUCUUCAUUCCUCGACGAGCGCACGUGGUACGACCAAUUUACCUCCACCGACUGGGUACAUGACAGCAUUGCCGAUGGAGCCCGACUUCGGCAGCUACGACAACGUAAGGAUGUACGCGGGCGGCUUUUGGCAUGGUUUGAUGGAGCGCAAGGCUGGGUCCUCGUGGCGGUGAUCGGAUGUAUCACCGCGGCGAUCGCCUACUUUGUCGAUAUUACAGAGCGAUCGAUCUUUGACAUGAAAUUGGGCUACUGUUCGGGCGAUUUCUUUGCCAGCAAGAGCGAGUGCUGUGGGGAGGGCGCCACAUGCACCGAUUGGCGGUCGUGGUCACAAAUAUUUCACGCCUCCGGCAGCGGAAAUCAAUGGGUUGACUUUGCCCUGUUCAUUGCUUGGGUCGUUGGGCUCGCCAUGAUCUCAUGUGCGCUCACACUGCUGACCAAGACCGUGGUGCCCUCGUCGAUCUCAUUGACGACGCUGGAUGAGAACCUCGGUGCUGAGGCGCGUGGUGCCAAGCGGAGCUCCGUGCUGAGAUUUUUGGAUCCCCCGCAUCCCUGA
Molecule: messenger RNA, 984 nt
Organism: Penicillium oxalicum
Lineage: Eukaryota; Fungi; Ascomycota; Eurotiomycetes; Eurotiales; Aspergillaceae
Exons: 1
Coding region: 1-984 (327 amino acids)
Cellular component (GO): early endosome; Golgi apparatus
Molecular function (GO): voltage-gated chloride channel activity
Source: RefSeq, a predicted model, not a curated record